Messenger RNA from Aspergillus ibericus CBS 121593, 1680 nucleotides. RefSeq names its product SAP domain-containing protein. The transcript has a single exon. NCBI's taxonomy places the organism in Eukaryota, Fungi, Ascomycota, Eurotiomycetes, Eurotiales, Aspergillaceae. The coding region runs from base 293 to 1279 and encodes 328 amino acids. Gene Ontology annotation, cellular component: nucleus. Gene Ontology annotation, biological process: poly(A)+ mRNA export from nucleus. The record is from RefSeq and is a predicted model, not a curated record.
GUCCUCAACGCGUGGAUACAUUAACACCGUCCUCCCUCCUUCAUCCAUCUGCUCGAUCAGUUGCGGAUUAUAUUCUCUUGGUGAAUUGGAAUAUCAGCGCUUGUGCGAUUAAGUGCGAUUGUGCCAUAUUCCACCUUAUUCCCGAUCCACCCAUCCAGUGACUGAUCGAUCGAUCGACCGACCGACCGACCGACCAAGCUUCCUGUGACCUACCUCUUCGCAAACCACUCGCUCACUCUUCACCUCCCAGCCAUCCACCCCCAUCUCCACAACAGACACCCCAGAUAUCACAAUGGCAUCAAUCGACUACACCAAAAAAACCAACGCCGAGUUGAUCGACAUCCUCAAGUCGCGAAACCUCCCUCACACCGGCAAAAAAGCUGAGAUGGUGGCCAGACUCCAAGAAGACGAUAACAAGUCUACCACCGCCGAUGCUGCUGCCCCUGCACCCGCCGCGGACGCUACCCCCAGCGCUACCAAGGCUGAUGCUGCGGAUGAUGUAAUUGAUUGGGAGGAUGACGAAGUUCCCGCUGCUACUGCUGAGAAGGCGACUGCGGCGGCCGGCGGAAAGGGAGAGGUGGACACUCCGGCUCAGGUGCCAAAUCAGAAGCAGGAUGUUGAUCCGGCGACCACUCACGAUUUGAAGGUCGAGGCGACCGGAGAGGCUCCGGUGGAGAAGGAGGGGGAGAAGCAGAAGGUCGAGGAUAAGAAGGAAGGGGAGGCGGCUCCUGCUGAGGAACUGAACGCUACAGAGGCCAAGACAGAGGACAAGGCGGAGGCAAAGGAGGAGAAGCCGGUCGUGAGUUAUUCGGCUGGGUUGCCGAUUACGGAGUUGGAGGAAGAGCUCAAGAAGAGAAAGGCGCGUGCGGAAAAGUUUGGCACCACCGAGGAGUCCAAGGCCGCCAUCGAGGCGGCGGAGAAGCAGCUCGAGCGCGCGAAGCGCUUUGGCACCGCCGCGGCGAGUGCCGGCGAGGUGGGUGUCAAGAAGCUGGAUGAGGCGCUGCCCGAGAAGGAGGAAAAGUCGCGCAAGAGGACCCGCCCCGAGAAUGAGCAGGCGGGUCGCGAUGGGAAGAAGAGGGACCUCGGAGGAAAGAACAAGACUCGCGGCCGGGGUCGUGGUGGAAGUCGUAAUCUGCCCCGGGGUCAGGGUCGUCCGCAGAAGCAGCAGAAUGGCGCUGCCCCCGCCGCUGCCCCGGCUGCUGGGAGUAAGCCCAAGAACUGGAGUGAAAAGGAUAUACAGGCUAUGGAGGCGCGGAAGAAGAGAUUUGCUGCCGCGUAAGCCAAUGGGGGGAUGUGAUUUCUGCUAUCUCUUUACAUGUUACUGGCGUUAGGGGAAUUCAAGCUUUGGUCUGAAUGUGCUGUGUCUUGUGUACUGGAGUUGCGGUUGAGGGAUAUUGUGAUAACUGGCUGGAGCCCACUAAGACCCCGACCUGGUCGAUCGGGUCGGCCAUCCAGUGUAACUGGCCAUACGACCCGGCUAUUGGAUCGGACGGUGUGACAAGAACGCAGGGCCAUCGAGGAGAUCCCGACAAGCUCGUUGAUUCUGCCCGGAGAUUUCCCCUGGAUAGGCCAAAGAGCCGUGCAGGGUGACAUGCGUCCAUCGCCCGCGGUUUGCUUUUUCCCAUUGUUUUCUCGUCUUUCUAGUGAUCUCGAACGAGGGAGCGAGCCGAAUAUAAGGAG